Larimichthys crocea (large yellow croaker) is the source of this 1752-nucleotide messenger RNA. RefSeq names its product odorant receptor 131-2-like. Gene Ontology annotation, molecular function: G protein-coupled receptor activity; odorant binding; olfactory receptor activity. Gene Ontology annotation, cellular component: membrane. NCBI's taxonomy places the organism in Eukaryota, Metazoa, Chordata, Actinopteri, Sciaenidae. The record is from RefSeq and is a predicted model, not a curated record. The coding region runs from base 621 to 1589 and encodes 322 amino acids. The transcript has a single exon. Gene Ontology annotation, biological process: detection of chemical stimulus involved in sensory perception of smell; G protein-coupled receptor signaling pathway.
GGAGGAAAAGUGUAUUAUGUUGAUUCUGUGUCGGAUUUCCUGUCUAGUGCAAUCUGCUCUCAUGCAGUACUGGAUUCCCUCUGAUUCUGGCCAUAUGUAACAAGUGGAGCACAAUCUGAACAGCUUGUUAAAAUUCAGACCCAACAAGUCCAUUGUAAUCCUAUACUCUAAUUUUGAAAUGCUCUGUGGUGUCUGUGUGUGUACGUGCAUGUGGGUAUCUAUCUGUGUGUGUUUUAGGGAUGUGUGUGGAUUAUAUUAUAUUUGUAUUCAUAUCUGUCUUUACAAUUAACUUCUGUUCUUCUCUAAUUUGACCACACCAAUUUCCAUACUUGGCAUAAUAAAGUUUACCUUGACUACAGACUAGAUUUGUCUAGAGACAGUCAUUGAGGGAGAUGACCAGAGUGUGACGAUGACGACACUGUGGUGAGUUUAAUUAGCUGUAACUCUGUUUGUAUACACAUCACUCCUAUAAAGGUGUUAUGCAGAGCCCUGGCUCAGACCGCUGCUAAGAACUCCAGCCACUCUCAUCUGUCUUUUGUGCCACAGUGCUAGACCACUGCAGUGAAGGGUUUGGUCUUUUUAUGAUACUAAUCUCAAUUUGUAUUUGAUAGACACAUUUAAUGAUUAGAACAGUUGGCAGUACAUCAGCAAGUUGUGUUUACUUAAAAAAAGUGAUGUCUAAUAACUCUUUGGUUCUAAGUGAAGUCAUUCUGCAGCAUUAUAGAGACAUAUUCAUUUUUGUGCAGGUUUUAGUUGUGAUGUUUCUUUGCAUCAACUCUUUGCUCAUCACAACUUUUUUCAGAAAGGAGUGCUUCUACACAACUACACGCUACAUCUUAUUUGCUGUUACACUUCUGUCUGAUAGUUUGAUGUUAGUCAUGUCUGAUAUCCUCCUCAUUUUUACCCAUUUUGGAUUUGCUAUACAAGUUUGGAUAUGUAUCAUUAUCUCUGUUGUGGCAAUUGUGUAUAAUAUAGUUACACCAGUUACUCUGACAGCAAUGACUCUGGAGCGAUAUGUGGCCAUCUGCAUGCCCCUGCGUCAUGCAGAGCUGUGCUCCAUGCGCAGCACUAUGCAUUGCAUCCUCAUCAUUCACAGCCUCAGCUCUGUACCCUGCAUUGUUUUUCUCUCCACCUUCUUUGCAUCAGCCUCUUUUAGUUUGUACAAACAAUACAGAUUAUGUGCUAUCCAAUUGUUUAUGUUGUAUAGAUGGCAGGAUCAUGUUAUCUCAGCCGUACAAGAGUUUUACUUCUUGAUUAUGGCUAUCAUCAUUUUAUUUUCCUAUGUUAAAAUCAUGAAAGUGGCCAAAGCUGCAUCAGGAGAGGAUAAAAAGUCGUCAUGGAAAGGGCUCAGAACAGUAAUUCUUCAUGGUUUCCAGCUGCUGCUCUGUCUCAUCCAGCUGUGGAGUCCAUUCAUAGAAAGCACUCUGCUUCAGUUUGAUUUAUUGUUAUUUUUUCAUGUCAGGUUGUCUAACUACAUAUUAUUUGGUCUUACUCCUAGAUGUCUGAGUCCUCUCAUUUACGGCCUCAGAGAUGAAACAUUUUCUCAAGCACUGAAAAACGUCUUUGGCUUGUAUAAAAGAAAUAUUUGACAAUAUUGAUUAUUUGAUUGAUGUAGAUUACUGAACAUGUCUGCACUUCAUUUUGACAUGAGUAUUUAAAGAAUGUUUCAUUUUUAUCUAUGUUAUUAUUAGAAUCUUGGCUGUGACUGUAUUGUCAUUCAAGUUACAAUUGAACACUACUGUUGUUUUGUUG